AUGUUGCCGUGCCCUGGUCUUUCCCUUUGGGAGGGGGCGCCCAACGCCGUGACGUGGGUGCUGGCCAACGUCGGCGCGAACUUCCCUUCGCGGGACGGCGUGGACAAGCGACUCGUCUCGGAGGUGCAGUCUUGGGGCACCUCAGGCCAGCUCAUCAGCGAUGAGAAGGCGAGCCCCAUGAACGGGCCCGGCUACAUCGCGGGCGGGACUAAGCCGACGGACACGGACGGUGACGGUAUCCCGGAUGCGUGGGAGAAGGCAAACGGGCUCAACUACCAAGACGCGAGCGACGCGAUGAAGAUCAGUAGCUCCGGGUACGCCAACAUCGAGGUAUACGUGAAUUCGUUGGUGCCAUCCACGAACGGGGCUUGA
This is a messenger RNA of Neoarthrinium moseri, 372 nucleotides long. RefSeq lists its product as uncharacterized. NCBI's taxonomy places the organism in Eukaryota, Fungi, Ascomycota, Sordariomycetes, Amphisphaeriales, Apiosporaceae. The transcript has 2 exons. The record is from RefSeq and is a predicted model, not a curated record. Bases 1 to 372 code for a protein of 123 amino acids.